GUCAGACAGACAUCUAUCAAUCUACAUCCACCUCUACCGUUCAAAAGCGCCACCGGGCCAUCACUCCUGACGAGUCCCCUUUCCUCUUUACUCUCGUUCUCUCUUCAGAAACAACAAGCCAAACACACUCAAUAUGCAGCUCAAGACCCUCACCCUCCUGGGUCUCGCCUCGGCAGUCAACGCCCAAACCCUCGCCGACGUCCUCGCCGAGAACGCGGCUACUCUCUCCUCCCUCACCAGCUUCCUCCAGUCCGAAGAGGUUAUUUACGAGCUCUUUGCCAACGCCCAAGAUGUCACCCUCCUCGCCCCCUCCAACGAGGCCCUCGCCCGUCUGAACGCCACCCCUCUGGCCAACGAGCUCCUCUCCGACCCCAACUACCUCACCGCCUUCCUCGCCUACCACGUCCUCAACGGGACCUUCUACGCCUCCAACCUCACCUCCUCCCCCACCCAAUUCCUCCCCACCAUCCUCGACCUCGCGGCGUACAGCAAUGUCACCGGCGGCCAGAGACUCCAAGUCCAGGCCGCUGACGGCGGCGUGAGCUUCCUUUCUGGAAACGGCGAGCUCAGCACUGUUGAAUCCGCCAACUUCAACUACACCGGUGGCACCAUCCACAUCAUCGACAACUACCUCACUAUUCCCGCCUCUUUGCCUGCCGCCCUCCUGGAGCAAAACCUCACUGCUCUUGUCGGCGCCGUGACGCAGGCUGGUGUUGCCGAGACGCUUACCAACGCGCGGGACAUUACCCUUUUUGCCCCCAACAACGCGGCAUUUGAUGCGAUUGGGAACUUGGUCAGCGAACUGACUGUUGAGCAGCUGACGGGGAUUCUGGGGUAUCACGUCAUUGUCGGGCAGACUGUUUAUUCCAGCCAGAUUGAGGACGGGGCUACGGCGACUACUUUCCAGGGGGGUGAUAUUACGCUUAGGGUGGAGGAUGGGAGCGUUUUUGUCAACAGUGCUAGGGUUGUGAAGGCUGAUGUGCUUUGCGCCAAUGGGGUCAUUCAUGUUAUUGAUGGUGUCCUCAACCCCUCCAACACCGACGCUGAGCCCAACCCUGCUGAGUCCACCCAGGCUCCCGCUUUCUCUGGCGCCAGCAGCACCGGCGGUGUCCCCUUCACCUCUGGCAUCACUGUUCCCACCAGUGCUCCUGCCGAGCCUACUGCUACCUCUGGCCCUGACAGCGGCAACGGUGAUGACACUCCUGUUGAGGCUGGUGCUGCUGCUCAGGGUGCUGCUCUUGGUAUGGCCGCCCUCUUUGGCGCUGCUGUACUCUUGGCUCAGCUGUAAAUUGUGUGAGUCAUAAAAGUUUCUUGGAUGUGCUUUUGACAUCAUGAAUGGGAUGACACGGGUUGGGUUUGGUGAUUGCAUGUAGCGGGAGCGGCUUUCAGGUCUCUGGGUUCGCUGCUGGCUUGGUUGGUUGGUCAUUGGUAAUUUUGUUGGGAUGGAGUUGUGUUGUCUUUUGGUCUUGUUGUUUCAAACUAUUCCCCCAAAGGAGCGUGCUGGAUUUGGUCGUUGGUAGUUGAUGGUGUUGUACUGUAUAUACAUAAUCCCAUGGCAAAUACAGAGUCUGCAUUCAUUCUCUGCUGUGAGUUCUUUGCCUGACCCUUUACCAAGAUUUCCUAGGCUCUCAAGUAUCUUGG
This is a messenger RNA of Podospora bellae-mahoneyi, 1641 nucleotides long. RefSeq lists its product as uncharacterized. Lineage: Eukaryota; Fungi; Ascomycota; Sordariomycetes; Sordariales; Podosporaceae. Gene Ontology annotation, cellular component: fungal-type vacuole membrane. The transcript has 2 exons. The record is from RefSeq and is a predicted model, not a curated record. The coding region runs from base 134 to 1288 and encodes 384 amino acids. Gene Ontology annotation, biological process: macroautophagy.